GGAGCCGGGAUAUCCUGGUUUCAUCAAACGUUGCAUACUGGCCUAUAACACUCUUCCGAGAAUCAUUUAAUUUUUUCAUUGCAUAAUCUUGCUAUAUAUAUAUAGAUAUAUUUGUUGGUAUAAGAACGCUAGCAAAGUUGCCAACAUGGCGGCUUCGUUGGCCGGAGAAGACUUGUCGAGGCAGACGAGUACGAGUAGCAGGAGAAGCUGGCGUGCUUCGAGUGUUAGGGAGAUGUUUAAUGCACCAGACGUGUUUCAAAGGAGCAGCAGGCAGCAGGAGGUUAAUGAUGAAGAGGAGUUAAGAUGGGCUGCAAUAGAGAGGUUGCCAACUUAUGACAGGCUGAGGAAAGGGAUGCUGAUGCAGGUCACCAGCAACGGUAAUGUUGUGCGUGAUGAGGUUGAUGUUACAAAGCUUGGACCACAAGCCAAGAAACAGUUGAUGGAGAGUAUACUUAAGGUUGUUGAGGAUGAUAAUGAGAGGUUCUUGACGAGAUUGAGGAACAGAACUGACAGGGUGGGAAUUGAAGUCCCUAAGAUUGAAGUUAGAUUUCAGAAUUUAUCAGUCGAAGGAGAUGCUUUUGUUGGGACUAGAGCACUUCCAACUUUGAUGAAUACCACAUUAAAUGCAAUCGAGGCAAUUCUUGGAUAUGUUGGACUCUCCCCUUCAAAGAAAAGGGUUGUCAAGAUCCUUCACAGCGUGACUGGAGCACUAAAACCAUCAAGGAUGACACUACUUCUUGGGCCUCCUGCCUCCGGAAAAACAACACUGUUGCAGACACUUGCAGCGAAACCAAAUGAUGAUCUAAGGAUAACUGGCAAAGUCACCUACUGUGGCUGUGAAUUUUCGGAAUUUAUACCUCAGAGAACAAGUGCUUAUAUUAGCCAGCAUGAUCUUCACAAUGGAGAGAUGACUGUCCGUGAGACAUUAGAUUUCUCAGGACGGUGUUUGGGAGUGGGAACAAGGUAUGAAAUGUUGGCAGAGCUAUCAAGAAGAGAGAAGGAAGCAGGCAUUAAGCCGGAUCCGGAGAUUGAUGCAUUCAUGAAAGCCACAGCAAUGGCUGGCCAGGAAACUAGUUUGAUUACUGACUACGUCCUCAAGAUACUUGGACUGGAUAUAUGCGCUGAUAUUUUGGUGGGAGAUGAUAUGAGAAGAGGCAUCUCAGGUGGACAAAAGAAGCGUGUAACAACUGGAGAAAUGUUGGUUGGGCCAGCAAAAGCAUUUUUCAUGGAUGAAAUAUCAACAGGGUUAGAUAGUUCCACCACAUUCCAAAUUGUCAAGUUUAUGAAGCAGAUGGUCCAUAUUAUGGACAUAACCAUGAUCAUUUCCCUCUUGCAACCUGCACCUGAGACAUUUGAUCUCUUCGAUGAGAUUAUCUUACUUUCUGAGGGUCAAAUUGUCUACCAAGGACCUCGUGAGAACAUUCUUGAGUUCUUUGAAUAUAUGGGCUUCAAAUGCCCUGAAAGGAAAGGGGUAGCAGACUUUCUGCAGGAAGUAACUUCCAAAAAGGACCAAGAACAAUACUGGUUCCGAGAGAACCAACCGUAUAGAUAUGUCUCGGUAACUGAAUUUGCACAAGCCUUCAACUCUUUUCACAUUGGCCAACAGCUUUCAGAAGCUCUUAGAGUUCCUUAUGAUAAAUCGAAAACUCAUCCAGCUGCUUUAGUGACUGAGAAGUAUGGUAUUUCCAACAGGGAACUCUUCAAGGCUUGCCUUUCCAGGGAAUGGCUUCUAAUGAAGCGCAACUCCUUUGUUUACAUCUUCAAGGCUUUCCAGCUAACAUUUAUGGCAAUAGUUGCCCUUACAGUGUUCCUCAGAACAGAAAUGAAAUCUGGUCAAAUAGAGGAUGCAUCAAAAUAUUGGGGAGCAUUGUUUUUCAGUUUGAUUAACGUUAUGUUUAAUGGGAUGGCUGAGCUGGCAAUGACAGUUUUUAGGCUUCCUGUGUUCUUUAAGCAAAGGGAUUUCAUGUUCUACCCUGCAUGGGCUUUUGCCCUGCCCAUUUGGCUCACAAGAAUUCCUGUCUCCCUGAUUGAAUCUGGAAUUUGGAUAAUUCUUACUUAUUACACGAUUGGGUUUGCACCUGCUGCCAGUAGGUUCCUCAAGCAGUUAUUAGCAUUCUUUGGUAUUCAUCAAGUGGCUCUCUCCCUCUUCCGUUUCAUUGCAGCACUGGGCAGAACAGAAGUGGUUGCAAACACCUUUGGUUCCUUUACCUUGCUAUUAGUAUUUGUGCUGGGAGGUUUCAUUGUAGCCAAAGGUGACAUUGAACCAUGGAUGAUAUGGGGUUAUUAUGUUUCGCCUAUGAUGUAUGGUCAAAAUGCCAUUGCCAUCAACGAGUUUCUUUCUGACAGAUGGAGCACACCUCACCUGAACUCCACUGUUGGAAAGACACUUCUCAAGGAAAGAGGCCUAUACACCGAAGAACAUUGGUAUUGGAUUUGCGUGGGAGCACUUGCAGGGUUCUCUCUUCUGUUCAAUGUUCUUUUCAUUGCAGCACUCACAUUUUUGAAUCCUCUAGGAGAUUCUAAACCUGUAAUCUCAGAUAAUGAUUCAAAAAGCAAUCAGAAUAGGCAUGUAACCUCCAAUGCAGAAGGGAUUGAUAUGCCAGUGAGAAAUGCUCAGGCUAGUUCUGGCUCUAUUGUUAGUGUUGCAAACAGUCAAUCCAAAAAGGGAAUGGUUUUGCCUUUCCAGCCCCUUUCACUUGCUUUCAACCAUAUAAAUUACUACGUUGAUAUGCCAGCAGAAAUGAAGAGUCAUGGGGUUGAAGAAAGCAGAUUACAGCUGCUGAGAGAUGUGAGUGGUGCUUUCAGGCCAGGUAUUCUGACUGCAUUGGUGGGUGUUAGUGGUGCUGGAAAGACGACCUUGAUGGAUGUCUUAGCCGGAAGAAAGACUGGUGGGUACAUUGAAGGAAGUAUAAGCAUUUCAGGCUACCCAAAGAACCAAGCAACUUUUGCUCGUGUCAGUGGUUAUUGUGAACAGAAUGACAUUCAUUCACCUCAUGUUACCGUCUAUGAAUCAGUGUUAUAUUCUGCCUGGUUGCGUCUAGCUUCAAGUGUGAAGAAGGAAACACGAGAUAUGUUUGUUGAGGAAGUAAUGGAGUUGGUUGAGCUUAACCCAUUGAGGAAUGCUCUAGUUGGACUUCCAGGAGUGAAUGGUCUUUCUACUGAGCAGAGAAAGAGGCUAACCAUAGCCGUAGAGCUGGUUGCUAAUCCUUCUAUCAUCUUUAUGGAUGAGCCAACAUCAGGCCUUGAUGCUAGAGCUGCUGCAAUUGUUAUGCGUACUGUGAGGAACACAGUGGAUACAGGACGAACUGUCGUCUGCACAAUUCAUCAACCCAGUAUUGAUAUUUUUGAGGCAUUUGAUGAGCUCUUGUUGAUGAAAAGAGGAGGACAAGUGAUAUAUGCUGGACCUCUUGGCCACCAUUCUCACAAACUUGUUGAAUAUUUUGAGGCUGUUCCAGGGGUUCCCAAGAUCAAAGAAGGCUAUAAUCCUGCUACUUGGAUGUUGGAAGUCAGCUCCACGGCAGUUGAGACUCAGCUCAAUGUUGAUUUUGCUGACAUUUACGCCAACUCUGACCUAUACCAGAGAAAUCAGGAGCUCAUCAAAGAGCUUAGCACUCCACAACCUGGUUCCAAGGAUCUUUACUUCCCCACUAAAUAUUCCCAGGACUUUGUAACGCAAUGCAAGGCUUGUUUCUGGAAACAGUACUGGUCAUACUGGAGGAACUCACAGUAUAAUGCUGUCCGAUUCUUCAUGACAGUUAUGAUUGGUAUUUUAUUUGGUGUCAUCUUCUGGAACAAAGGAGAGAAAUUACAACAACAACAGGACCUGAUGAAUCUUCUAGGAGCUAUCUAUGCUGCUGUUCUUUUCCUAGGAGCUACCAAUGCUACUUCUGUGCAGCCUGUAGUGUCAAUUGAAAGGACGGUCUUCUACCGAGAAAGAGCAGCCGGGAUGUACUCAGAAUUGCCUUAUGCAUUUGCUCAGGUCGCCAUAGAGACAAUUUAUGUCGCAUUCCAAACCAUUGUAUAUGCUCUUCUUCUGUACUCGAUGAUCGGAUUUGAAUGGCAGGCAGACAAAUUCUUCUAUUUCUACUUCUUCAUAUUCAUGUGUUUCACCUACAUGUCAAUGUAUGGGAUGAUGGUUGUUGCUCUUACUCCUGGUCAUCAAAUUGCCGCUAUUGUUUCAUCCUUUUUGCUCAGUUUCUGGAACUUGUUCUCUGGUUUCCUCAUCCCUAGACCGCUAAUCCCUGUGUGGUGGAGGUGGUAUUACUGGGGUUCUCCAAUUGCUUGGACAAUCUAUGGUCUUUUCACAUCUCAAGUCGGAGACAAGGACACCCCCCUCCAGCUCUCCAAUGAUGCAACAAUGCCGGUGAAUAAAUUCCUAAAGGAUAACUUGGGAUUUGAGGAGGACUUUCUCAAAUAUAUUGUCCUUGGCCAUUUUGCUUGGGUCUUGGUAUUUUUCUUCGUCUUCGCCUAUGCCAUUAAACGCUUUAACUUCCAAAGGAGAUGAGAGAAGUUUAGUUGAAUUGUGGACAACCCUUGGAAUGUUAAGAUGUAUAUAUGAAAUUGUUGAUUUUGCAAUGUUUUUAUAUAUAUAUGGUAAGGGUGAAACAGAGAACUGUUGCCACUUUUCAUUCAACAUUCAAGUUUUUCAUGGUAAUUACUAGUUAUGCUCAGUAGGUUUUGGUGCGUUUGGGUCCCCCUUACGCUUCCUUUUGUAUUUUGUAGAAUAUAUGAAAGAAAAUUCUUUCCCUGUAAUGUCUGCAAGUUUGCAGUGAAAAUGGUUGUCUUUAAUCU
This is a messenger RNA of Theobroma umbraticum, 4791 nucleotides long. RefSeq names its product pleiotropic drug resistance protein 2-like. Gene Ontology annotation, molecular function: ATP hydrolysis activity; ABC-type transporter activity; ATP binding. The record is from RefSeq and is a predicted model, not a curated record. Gene Ontology annotation, cellular component: membrane. NCBI's taxonomy places the organism in Eukaryota, Viridiplantae, Streptophyta, Magnoliopsida, Malvales, Malvaceae.